AUGCAGCACUUGAUCAUCGACAACGGGCUGUAUGAGAUCAAGGCGGGGUUUCUGAGUGCCGAUACCCCUCUCAAAGUGCAAAACACCGUGGCCAAAACCCGUGACGGUGUCAUCUAUGUGGGUAAUGACUUCCUUACCAAUAAUAAUAACUACCUGGGAAUCAUGCUUAAACGACCGUUUUCUCAAGGCCAUUUGACGCUGUGGGAGACGGAGAAACCAGUUUGGGAUUAUACAUUACAGAAGCUUGGUGGUGCUGAUAAAAAGGGCGUUGAUCCGUCGCAAACACACCUUAUAUUGACGGAGCCACCGUUUCAACUUCCACAGCUCUCAAUCAAUACCGACCAGAUUGUAUUUGAAGAGUAUGGGUUUAAUGAGUAUUUCCGGUGUAUCCCACCGCUUUUGGUGCCGUGGGUAGCUGAAGCAAACGAUUUCUACUUAGUGGUGGAUAGUGGCCACGACGCCACCUGGGUGGUGCCGAUGAUCUACCAAAGUGUCCACUGGGAAGGGGUACGCAAAUUACCGGUGGGGGGUAAGCUAUUAGCGGGAUUACUAGCUGAAACAAUCAGUUUCCGCCACUAUGACGUCAGUGAGGAACCAGUGCUUGUCAAUACCAUCAAAGAGCAAACAUGUUUUAUCGCUCCUGAAGGUAAAUUCCAGGACUACCUAAAGAACAAACUGAAAUACGAGUGUGAAUUUAUCCUCCCUGAUUUUAAAACGACCACUACCGGCUAUGUCCGUACUCCCAAGACGAAAAUCACCGCUGAUACCCAAAUCUUAAAGCUUUACGACGAACGAUUCACCGUACCGGAACUGUACUACCACCCAGAGAUAAUAUUCGAUAACCACCGAGCUACGGCUCACCUGGCUCUACUCCAACAAACCCCGUUUAAAAACCUCGCUGAUUUAAUUGUCGAAGCAGUAAUGGCUCUGCCUAAAGUCACCAGGCCAAUGCUUGUGGCCAAUAUCUGUAUUGUCGGUGGUCUGACAAAAUUCCCCGGGUUUGAUGCUCGGUUGAAAGCUGAGCUCGAGAAGGAAUUACCCCAACAAUGGCACCUACAGUUUAGGGACGUCGAAGAUACUGGUCGUGAGGAAGUAGCGUGGGUUGGUGGAGCUAACUUAGCCGAUAGCGAUGUCCUCGAUAAAGUGCUGAUUCUGAAAAAGGAGUACUUUGAGCACGGGCUGAACUGGUGCCAGAAACAGUUUGGGUUUAAGAACUUGACCUAA
Molecule: messenger RNA, 1224 nt
Organism: Diutina rugosa
Lineage: Eukaryota; Fungi; Ascomycota; Pichiomycetes; Serinales; Debaryomycetaceae
Exons: 1
Coding region: 1-1224 (407 amino acids)
Cellular component (GO): Swr1 complex
Molecular function (GO): nucleosome binding
Source: RefSeq, a predicted model, not a curated record